Molecule: messenger RNA, 1973 nt
Organism: Amphibalanus amphitrite
Lineage: Eukaryota; Metazoa; Arthropoda; Thecostraca; Balanomorpha; Balanidae
Exons: 6
Coding region: 11-766 (251 amino acids)
Biological process (GO): regulation of transcription by RNA polymerase II
Cellular component (GO): nucleus; transcription regulator complex
Source: RefSeq, a predicted model, not a curated record
CGGAAGAGUGAUGUCCGACGCGUUGAACUUUUCCGCAUCCGGAACGUCCGGAACAGACGUGGUUUGGGGUUGGUUUGGGGCCGUGUCGGAGGCAAACAUUGUGAACAUUGUGAAAAAUUGGAACUCGAUCAUCAUGAACAUGCCAGGUGACAGUGCACUGGUUUUAUUUGUAAAGGAAAACCCGUGCUUGUGGCAGCCCAAACACAAGGACUAUUUCAAUAAAACUAAAGCCAGAGCAUUAUGGGAGCGGUGCGCAGCUACUACUGGCCGUGAAGGAAAUGAGGCGAAGAAGAGAUGGCGCAACUUACGGGACUACUAUACAAAGAGACGAAAACAGCAACCGAGCGGAUCCGCGGGAGCGGUACCGCAGGACAUGCCCUCUUGGAUGAGAGAGAUGGGGUUCCUGGACGACGCCGGUAACCCCAAACCUGUGCUGACAAACCUGGGUGUUCAACAGUCCUCAACUUCCGAUCCGAACGCGUCAUUCGACUGGGAAGAUCAGUUGGAGAUGAGCGAGACGCAGUCAUUGUUCGGCGACGAUCAGGCUCAGUCCGACGACAGGUCAGAUUGGGGUGUACUUUGCAGUGAUGUCUGGUGGCACGGCGCCGCCGUUGCCGCCGGCCUCGCGGCGCAGGUCGACGCCGGUCGGCAGCGCGUCCGGGUCCGCCACUGCCACCCCGUCAGCCGCCCAGCCAGCCGCCCAGCCAGCCGCCCAGCCAGCCACCACUCGCGUGAGCGGCGCCAAGCGGCCCAAGACUGGGGAUAAACUAGGGAGGGUUGACGACGCACUUCAGAAUUUAGAAAACGCUUUCGCUACUCUGUCCAACCCUAACUUGUCGUUCGGCCAAUGGGUUGGUGCAGAAAUGGAAGGUGUGCCGGAGCAUCGUGUGUUUGCUCUAAAAAUAGAAAUAAUGACCGCUAUCAUGAAGGCCAAGGAGGAGUGAGACAAAGCUCGUGUCAUACAGGGUGGGCCAAAAAAUUGUGUCACUUUUCAGCAAUAACCUCUCGAAAAUGAUAAAAGAUACGAAGAAGAAACUCACAACUUUAAGAAAAUGGUUUAAAAAUUAUACGACAGCCAUUUUAUGGACAAGUUUUAAUCGAACUGAUGUUGCCAUAAUCAUUGUGUCUCUGUGUGUCUUUUAUUCGUGUAUGUGCUCAAAGUGGGAACCUCCACGCUGAAGGCACAUCUGAACGUGCUCCAGGAAGCUGGCGCCCACCCGCUCCGCGGUAUCUGUUGGCACUUCCUGGCAGCUUCCUGGAGCACGUUCAGAUGUGCCUUCAGCGUGGAGGUUCCCACUUUGAGCACAUACACGAAUAAAAGACACAUAUCCUUUUUAAAUGAUGGUGGCAACAUCAGUUCCAUUGGAACUUGUCCAUGAAAUGGGUAUCAUAUAAUUUGUCAAACGAUUUUCUUUAAGUUGUGAAAGUUUCUUCUUCAUAUGUUUUACCACUUUCGAGAAAUUACUGCUGAAAAGUUACACAAUUUUUUGGCCCACCCUGUAUUUCCCUUAUAUCAUGAGAUUUUGACGAUGAAUUAUGAAUUCGAAUGACUUUGUCUGUCUGUUUGGUGUCUGACUUUUUGUCCUUAAAUUAUACUUUGUCCAUCCGUCACCUGUGCUGUGAUUUUUACGACGAUCUUGUGACAUUCAUUGUAGCAUCGUUUUAGGCAUCAUUCGGUGAUUAUUUUUCCUAUGUAACUAUGAGCUUGAUGUCCCUCGUAAAUGCUUUCCGGGGGUUAGUAUUUGUUUUUGACUCGAAAUGCUGGUCGCGGAUUCAUUCCAAGUUGUAUGUCUUUCAUGUUACCAUAUGGCUCUAACUCUCCUACAUGUGUGACCAGUGAUAAUGGUAUUUUGUUUUUGUUCAGAUUUGUCUGUUUGUUUUUAUAUUUGUACUUGAUGCAUAUUGCAUUACGUUGUCAUUUGACGUUUGCCAAUGUCUGUUAGCCCCAGCUGACGUUCCAAUCUUUUACAAUA